This is a messenger RNA of Papilio xuthus (Asian swallowtail), 652 nucleotides long. Its product is annotated as zinc finger CCCH domain-containing protein 13-like. The transcript has 4 exons. The record is from RefSeq and is a predicted model, not a curated record. Lineage: Eukaryota; Metazoa; Arthropoda; Insecta; Lepidoptera; Papilionidae. The annotation marks the transcript as partial.
CGCCGGCUGCGACCCUACCUCCACGUACACGGUCGCAACCGCCUCUACAACGACCACAGGGUCGUGACGUGGAGGCAGGAGAGCGCUCACCGGCGCUCUAUGACCGUUACAAUCGCGAUAUGUAUCAAGAAGAAGACGAGGAUUUUCCAAAAAUUUCAUUGCCCCUGCAAGAUUUACAAGCAGCAUUGAAAGACUUAGAAGAUCAUCAGUUCAAAUUAAACUCUAAAACGGAACUGAGAAGUAAAUCAUUGCCGCGACCUGCGAAAGCUAAACCUGAGUUUGGAGCGAGGAGGGACUUUGACGACAGACGUUAUGACAUUGAAGAUAACGAUGUGUAUGAAAUGCACGACCUUCAUGAUGUCGAUUAUGAGAAUUUUAAAGAAAGGAAAGCAUUAGAAAGAGAGAGGCGGAGGGAAAGAGAAGACUAUAGCUACCGCGAUCGCGGCUACGAUCCUGAAGAUGAUGACUACGAAGUUGAAAGGCCAAGAGUUAGGAGAACUGGAUAUGAUAGAAGGAUGGAUCGUGGUAGAUCGGAGUAUUAUGAACGCGACAUAGAAGAUUAUGAAAUAGAGAGACGACGCGACCGUCGCGCGCGUAGUGCAGCGUACGACGGCGAUAGACGAUGGGGAGGGGAACGUUACAGAGAAGACCG